CUUGAGAUAUCCUUAUGCAUAAAUUAGUGGUAAUAAUGAAUUCCGAAGUAAGUUAUUUAGAAAAUUGAUUCACUAUUCCAGGCUCUAAACAGUUUAAUAUUCUGAUGAAGGCAAUCUAUUCGGUUCUCUAGUGAGCCCAGUUGAGGAACAAAACUAUCUAAUCAAAUAGCUGGCAAGGAUCAAUACAAACAGAGAAAUGAAAAGACUAGUCAUAUUCUUGUGUUUAUAUGCACUGCAAGUAUCAGAUGCAGAUUUCAACGCAUCACGUGACAGCUGUGUUCCAGCAUCAUCUCCUGUCAGCUCAAAACAGAUAAACAAGGCUUGCCAUCCUUAUAUUUCAAAGGAACAAGGAUAUUGCAGAAACAAUAUAGGUGAUUGGUUAGUGAAACCAAGUUCUGACGAACAAAAGAUAUAUGAAGCCGAAUUGCGUCGUGUGCGAAUCAGCAUUUUGAUGAUUAAAAAGAUAUAUAACAUCAAUAUCACCAAAGCAUGUCUGUUAACUUUCAAUGAUGUAUAUUGCCGAUGGAGAUUUCCAAAGUGUGAUACGAUCACUGCAAAUCUUACUGAAGCGAUAUGUAAAGAAUCCUGUGAAUACGUUUUCAAGAUGUGCGCAGGAGAAUUAAAGCUCAUGAAGGAGCUAAUGGAUAAAGAUAAAUUUAUGAACUGCAUGGUUAUGAAGCCUAGCAACGGUGGAGAAAGGCCUGAAUGCUAUCAUUCAAGAUUUUCGAACACUGAGACUGACAAGCUACGAGCAGCUGAAUGUUACUAUGGCAACGGUCUUGGUUACCGUGGUAACGUGAGUGUAACAACAUCUGGUCACGUGUGCCAGUCCUGGGCAUCUCAGUGUCCUCAUCGUCACGAUCAUCCUCUGUCUGAGUAUCCAGAGCUGGUCAAUGCGUCAAACUGGUGUCGUAACCCUGGAGGUCAAGGACCCCAUGGACCUUGGUGCUACACCACUAAUAGUAGUAUAAGAUGGAAGUACUGUGAUGUAGAGAAAUGUCCUCCUCCAGUCCCCUCUCUAUCACCUACUAUCCUACAAGUUUCUAGUAGAGGUCCAAAAAGAGUUUUCCUUGCAUGGCGUUCAGUCCCCUUGCCAUUUGUGCAUGGUCAGCUGCGAGGAUUUCGAAUCUCUGUCAUCAAACUGAAUGCACGUCAUGAAAAACAAAUCGUAAAUACAACGAGUCCUAGUGUUACUUCUAUCGAACUUAAUGACCUAGAACCUUUAACAAACUAUAGUUUAUCAGUGCUUGCGUUCAACGAGAAUGGAGAUGGCCCCUCUAGUCGUGCGGUGUCUGUAGAGACAAUGCCCGAAAAUUCCAUCUCCGUUAAAUUUAUUUUAACUUUAAAUCAGCAAAAGUUUAGCGAUCAUUUACUAGACAAGCAGUCUAUGAUGUAUCAGAAACUUGCUUCGCGGGUUAUGAAAACGAUAUCGACAAUACUGAAAGAAACUAAAACGACUGAAUAUAGAAUUUACCACAUCGAGAUUUCUAGAUUCAUUAAUGGAAGCGUCCUUAGUGUUGAAUUUUACGUUACUGCCGAAGUGCUUGGGUUCUUGCCAAAAUGGUCGAUUGUUCAAGAUAUCACAGGUCGGAUAGUGAAACGAUAUUCUAGCCGAAGGAACAAGUCUGCUGGGCGAAUGAAUUUCAGGUCUCUACUAGUCAAAGACACGCCUCCUCCACCACCUAAUGUAAGCGGAGAUGAAGUUACAAUGACUUCAGUAAGGGUGUAUUGGUCCCCACCACUUUACCAUGAACCAUACAGAAUCACAAAUUAUACUGUGCAGUAUAAGAAAGCAAAAACCGAGAUGUCCUAUUACGAUGCUGUCAGUGUUAACGCCAACAAGACGAAAGUCAAUGUGGAUCAUUUGGAUUUGGAUACAAAAUAUCUGAUGCGUGUGGUUUCUGUUAAUGCUUAUGGACCAAGCACGGCAAGUCAACCAAUCAUCGUAAAAACUAAAGCGAGUAAAUCAGCUAGCAAUACAGUACUUAUCAUCGUAUUGUCAGUUGCUGCAGCAGUGAUUGGUGUAACAUUAAUUAUAAUUGGUGUUGCCUGGAGGCGAUGGUCCAAUAAGAGAGAAUAUCUUACACAGCUAAAUUCUACAAACCUGUUCGAGGCUCUUGGCAUCGAAAUCACUAAAGCCUGGUGGGAAAUACCACGUGACGACUUGUCGAUCGAAGAAGAGAUUGGAUCAGGUUCAUUUGGUGUUGUUAUGAGAGCAUACUUGAACACGGGGAAUGAAAAAAAUGAGAAAACGUUAUGUGCUGUAAAAAUGCUGAAAGACAAUCCCACUGAGCGUGAGCUACGUGACCUGUGUAACGAAAUCAACCUCAUGACAGUAGUUGGUGACCACCCAAACAUCAUCAGCUUGAUUGGCGCGUGUACAGCGGAUGGUCCUCCAUGGCUGGUAGUAAAGUGUGCCGUUAACGGUUGUCUUCUGGACUAUCUCAGGGAGAAUCGUAAAACCCCUAUUUACAGCAACCUUGAAAAGCUCGACAACACAAAGACAAUAGCACCAGAAUUAAAGCUAAGCUUUGCAUAUGAUAUUGCUAAAGGGAUGUCACAUUUUGAAAAGAACAGGGUUGUUCACAGAGAUUUGGCUGCUCGCAACAUCUUGCUUGGUAGAGACAUGAUUGCUAUGGUGUCUGAUUUCGGUUUGUCACGUGACGUCUAUCAAAUGGGAGUCUAUGAGAACACUGAUGGGGGGAUUCUGCCCAUGCGCUGGAUGUCUCUGGAAUCUCUAGAAAACUUCACUUACACGACAGAAAGUGACGUGUGGUCAUACGGGGUUGUGUUGUGGGAAAUCGAAAAUGAAGGUCAAUUGCCUUACGCAGGAAUAAGUAACGGACAACAAAUCCUUGAAUAUUUAAAACGAGGAAAUAGACUGAAGAACCAGGAAAACACGUCUAGAGACAUACAAGUAAUGAUGCAGGAAUGCUGGCAUCCAGAACCAAAACAACGCCCAACUUUUACUAGUUUAGUUGAAAAAAUCAGCGAGGUUUAUCAGAUACAAGGACGACAAGGAUGGGAAGAACGGGAAAGAAGAGACUUUGAUGAUGGAUAUCUCUCUGAAAACCAAGAUCUUAACCCUGGUCAAAUUGCUCCUCAAGAUUCUAAUACACGUUACCAUGACUACGAAGAAAUCGAUGGUGAUGCCUGUGGAGGUGACACGGAAGUUAGAUCCCAUGACAAUGAAGGGUACAACGACCAUAUCUUUGUUGAAAAUAAUGUGCCACCCAAUUCUGCACCCAAUUCCUCAAAGGGCAUUGUCACCAUAACAACCAGCAAUACCUUAAGUCCAUAUUUUGCGUAGAGACUAUAUUCUUAGUGGUGUACAAUGUCCAUUGAUAAUAAGCAUGCAUACAGUAAAUUAUAGGGCAAUUAGACUGAUGAUAAAAAGCAAGCAAGAAGAUCAAAUACAAACUGCUCCAAGAUCUGCUACAAUCGUAUUGACAUUGUCUUGUGCUACUGUUUCACUUUCUGUUUGCUGUUGUCGUUCAUUAACUCGUCGUUUUUCUCUUUGCUUCUUCUUCUCUUGUCGUGCAAGAUCUUUUCUUUGUCUGUUUGUAAGAUGAGGAGCCUUAUUACGAGAUUUUUGUGAAAUAUUUUCUUUCGGUCUUGCACCAGGAUGUAACUUCAGUUUAUUUUCAGUCUUUUGGUCAUGGACUAACUCUCCUGAAUCACCUUUCAAUUUGUCAAAGGCUUCCUUGUCGGUCUCUUUUGUAUUGUCAUUUAUAUCAUCAUGGUUUAAUCGAGUUCUGGAGGUUACAUCAUCUGAUUUACAUUCAACGAAAGCUCCAACAUUUUCUUGUCUGUUUCUUGUAACAUAUUCAUCACUUGGUUGCUCUAUGGCAACACUAUUUUCAGUUGCCAUAGUUUCAAUAGCCUCAGUUUUAGCAAUGACAUCUCUGACAAAUCCUUUGCUUACAUCAGCCUCUGUAAAAUAAAGGUAUUAGGGUUUUUUUUUACAUAGACUUUUGGUGAUUAAUAUUAAUAAAAUAAGUAUAUCCAUCAACUCGACAUCAUAUGGAAAGAAUACAAGGGUCUCACCUUGUUCUUCAAGAACACACAUCACUUGUAUGAUUUCCAUUAUUGAAGCAUCUAUAUCAUAAUUGUUCGCUUGUAAUGUAUGCUGUAUUAGUUCUGAGUCCUACAGAUAUAAAAAAUUGUUAGAAAUAUAUAAUACUUGGGCAAUAUUUGCAUAGUGGUGUCAUUAUUUUACUACCACCACCUGCAUGACCUUUCUUUGUUAAAGACCUUUUCAGCUUGAACAUAAUGUUUUCGUAUUUUAGACCACAAGCCAUUCUCAGAGUAUUAUUUCUUUGUUUAACAGUUGCACAAGAUCAGAACAAAUAAAUAUAUAAAAAUAUAACUUUUUUUAAAAGAAAUGAAACAGCCUAAAAUGGGAAAACCUUUUGUCCAAGCUGAAAAGCUGGUCUACUUGUGCGAAUUGACAAUUGAACUAAUGAAAGUGUGCAAGGGAUUCUGGAAAUAGUAGUAAAUCAUGCUUUAAUUCAAGAUUCCUGUUGAUAAGCAUUUAUUUUACCUGACACCCAGUGUUUUCCAUCACUAAUUGAGAAGUUUCAUCAAUGUACUUAUUAGCCUGUGAUGAUGGAUCUGACUUAUCUUGGUUCUCUUUCCUUUCAUGUUUCUUCUUGUUUUUACGAACUGUUACUUUAGGAUUUUCCUGAAAACAUUGCAAAUGGAUGCAUUAAAACUGACCAAGAGUAUUUUAACACUAUUUUCACUUACCACUGACUGCAUUUGACUAUUCUUCUGGUUAUACUGCCAUGCUGGUCCAUCAUCAGGGUCAGUUAAUCUACGCACUGAUGAAUAAUGUUCCCCAUUGUGGUAAGCCAAAUGGAGUUCUAUUUUUUGUUGUGAUUUGGAGAAUUCACUUCCAUGUAUAACCCAUCGAGGGUUGUUAAGUUGGUGAAUAACAAUAUCAACUCCAUUAUUCCUGGCAAAAGCCACUAUUGAAUCAUUACCACCAUAUGUUCCCAGUUUUGAUAAUUCUGCCACUAUAUAAUGGAAAAUAGAUACAAUAAAUUAUUGUAAAGCAAAUUUUGCUAUGGUGAAAUUUAUA
Molecule: messenger RNA, 5083 nt
Organism: Actinia tenebrosa (Australian red waratah sea anemone)
Lineage: Eukaryota; Metazoa; Cnidaria; Anthozoa; Actiniaria; Actiniidae
Biological process (GO): cell surface receptor protein tyrosine kinase signaling pathway; multicellular organism development; protein phosphorylation
Cellular component (GO): plasma membrane; signaling receptor complex
Molecular function (GO): protein binding; transmembrane receptor protein tyrosine kinase activity; ATP binding
Source: RefSeq, a predicted model, not a curated record